Molecule: messenger RNA, 1137 nt
Organism: Exophiala bonariae
Lineage: Eukaryota; Fungi; Ascomycota; Eurotiomycetes; Chaetothyriales; Herpotrichiellaceae
Exons: 2
Coding region: 1-1137 (378 amino acids)
Molecular function (GO): oxidoreductase activity, acting on the CH-OH group of donors, NAD or NADP as acceptor
Source: RefSeq, a predicted model, not a curated record
AUGGCGGUUCAAUCAGUACCAUCUAAAUUCCCUUCGCCAAAAGAACUACUUAUUUCUCCUUACAUUACUGGCCCUCUUCUUCUAUAUCUUACCAAAAUCAACCCCUCGGCUUUGGAGAGGAUUCCAUGGUUUCCUGAUUUGUCCAUGACCCUCCCGUUUUCUCUUCCUUUUGAUAUUCGCAACAAUGUGACUCUCAGGCCAACUCCACUGCUGAAAACACUCAAAGUCCUCUUCGCGUUCGGGGUCCUCGCUCACCUCAACCGUUUCUUGAAUCGCCGUGCCUUGAACUAUGGACAUUUGAAGAAACAGGGCGUCCCUUGGGAUUUCCAGACCGAGGGAAAGGAGACCAUCCUGAUUACUGGUGGAUGUAGUGGAUUUGGCAAGGAAAUGGUCAAGAUGUUUUCUCAACAAACGAAGAGCAAAAUCCUGGUUCUCGACGUCCAAGAAUUGCCGGUGGAUCUCAAGAAUAUUCCCCGCCUCACUUACCACAAGGUCGACCUGACUUCAAACGAGGACAUUCACAACGUGAUUGCCAAAGUCCUAUCCCAAUCUCCACCAACCGUACUAAUCAACAAUGCCGGAAUCGCCCACGCUCACACCAUCCUCGAUACAACAGAUGAAUUCCUUGAGAAGCUCUUCCGAAUUAACGUCAUGUCCCACUUCACCCUGAUUCGCUUAAUUCUCCCCACGUUGAUGAAACAACGCAAGGGACAUAUCGUCUCCAUCGCCAGCAUGGCGAGCUACACCGGUCAAGCUUCUCUUGGAGACUACUGCGCCACCAAAGCCGCCGUUCUGGGCAUGCACGAAUCGUUAGUUCAGGAAUUGAAGCAUCGAUAUGAAGACCAGGGCGGUCAUACGAUCCAAGCCAGUAUUGUUCAUCCUCUGUGGGCGAAUACGCCUUUGGUUGGAAGCUUUGGUGCGGAACUCAGGAAAUCGGGACAGCCAGUGCUGACUCCAGCUGAUGUCGCGAGUCGAGUUGUGAACCAGGUUUUACAGGGAGAGAGUGGAAGUGUCUUUGUCCCUGCGAAACAAAAAGCAGGAUCGCUCUUGAGAGCACUACCUGACUGGGUUGCACUGGCUGUGAGAGCCACUCUGGAAGGUGCAACGGCCACUGCACGUGGGACUAAGCCGACAUGA